Mytilinidion resinicola is the source of this 1599-nucleotide messenger RNA. RefSeq lists its product as uncharacterized. Gene Ontology annotation, biological process: mitotic cell cycle; positive regulation of transcription by RNA polymerase II. NCBI's taxonomy places the organism in Eukaryota, Fungi, Ascomycota, Dothideomycetes, Mytilinidiales, Mytilinidiaceae. The coding region runs from base 280 to 1599 and encodes 439 amino acids. Gene Ontology annotation, cellular component: nucleus. The transcript has 5 exons. The record is from RefSeq and is a predicted model, not a curated record. Gene Ontology annotation, molecular function: RNA polymerase II cis-regulatory region sequence-specific DNA binding; DNA-binding transcription factor activity, RNA polymerase II-specific.
CCCAGCUGAUAACCCGCAUGUCUCAACCCGCACCACGCCCCCUCUGCACUUUCGAAAGGCAGCGGUGGCGGUCGCCAACCACGGGCGCGGCGGGUUGCAAGUACGGAUUGUCGCGUGCAGUGAUAGGUGCGAGCCCGGCGGGUUGUUUCUGAGCAUGCUCGGUCCUUAUUGCAGCUGCGUGUGGUGGUUCGAUAGCAUACCCUGAUCAGCGUCAUGGUUGCUAUUCUUGGGGGUGGGCCAUUUGCCCGGCUCGGGGCGGAUAUAUAGGGCGGAAGGAUUAUGGUGUUUGCCGCGAGGGCGCUGGUAUUGGUCUGGUUAUAUUGUUCUUCAACCAGAGAGGGGACGAGGGUUUUUUGCUUCUUUUACAAGAGCCUACUUUUGCUCUGCAAGCAGACUUUGUUUUUUUUAUCAGUGUUCAUGGCGAGACAACCGAGGAAGUGGACGACGGCGGAGGAUCAGGUCCUCAAGGCGGAGGUGUCGAUGCAGUUGAUAACUGGAGAAGUCAAAGACUGGUGUCGGUAUGUCGAAGAGGGCUCAAUAGGAGACAAGCCGGAACUAAAUUCUAUCAGCAUCGCUUCAAGCCUGCCGGGAAGAACAAACAAAGACUGCCGAAAACGCUGGCAUAAUGCUGUCGCCGGGGGUCUGAAGAAAGGCCAAUGGGCAAAGUCAGAGGAUGUCCUUCUUACUACAGGAGUCGAACGACAUGGCCAACGUUGGACCUUGGUUGCAGAGAUCGUUGGUUCGAGAAGUGCAGAUCAAUGCGCCAAGAGGUGGCAACAGUCCUUGAAUCCAGAACUCGACCUGAGUGAGUGGAAGGCAGAAGAGGACGAACUGCUUCUGAAAGCAGUCGAGCGAUACGGGCGCCACUGGAAGGAAAUCCAACACGCGCAUUUCGCCAGCCGGUCCAAAAACUGUAUCAAGAAUCGCUGGACGGUGCUACUCCGACGCUCUCAACACCAAGGACUAGAGCUGUUCAGCAGGGACAGAGGAUCUCUGCACUUUGAUAGCCUUGAAAAAGAUCUGGAGGACGAGAGCAUUGAUAGCGAUGGGAUGGAUGACGACUCUGGGGUCAGUGUCAGCUUUGGUCGCUCUCCCAGAACACCAAGUUUUGAUCACUGCUCCUCCUUGGUCGCUGACGACUCAUCUUCCAUGAGCUGGACGCCUUCAGAGUCAGUCUGUGCGUCAACAAACGGCUCCGACCUUGGCAACCUUACUUCCAUAUCGGUAGACAACAACUUCGAACAGAUCGAUUUCGCCGCCGCCACCAGUUGGCCCUGGCAAGAGAGCAUGGCGGAUCCAUCUCUGUAUUCUGGUGUCGGCACUGUAGGUGGAUACGCCCAGCCCGGAUUCGACUCGUUCGACUCGUCACAGUCAGCAUAUUCUGCAACAGUCUUUCCCGGGAGAUUGCCGUACAACAGCUCACCAUCGAUGAGUAACUAUCCAUCUGGAUUAAUCACCAACGGCAAUAGCACUUACGCUUGUUCGUCGCCGGUCCAGGAUAGUCAGAGCGCCGUUGAAGUUACGCUAAGAUUCAACAAACCCGAUACAGCAAUGAUGAAUAACUUGAUGAACCUUGUUCGGGUUGAAAGAGAUGUGUAG